Molecule: messenger RNA, 3335 nt
Organism: Onthophagus taurus
Lineage: Eukaryota; Metazoa; Arthropoda; Insecta; Coleoptera; Scarabaeidae
Gene: Gcn5
Product: Gcn5 acetyltransferase
Biological process (GO): chromatin remodeling; positive regulation of transcription by RNA polymerase II
Cellular component (GO): nucleus; ATAC complex
Molecular function (GO): histone H3 acetyltransferase activity; protein binding
Source: RefSeq, a predicted model, not a curated record
AUGUCAAAACAAACCAUAAAUUAAUACCUUACAAAAAUCGCUUUUAUUACUCAAUAAUUAAUUAAAAAAAUGUCAGAACAAACGCAACAGUAUGUACAAGAAUCGCCGGAAGCGACGUCAGUUUCGAAUUCGGAAGGUUCGAAAGUAACUCAAGUAAACCAAUCGCAACAUCAUAAGCCGAACUCGCAGUCGAGACAAUCUAAUCUCCAAAGGAUACACGAAAAGAAGCAAUUGGUUCUAAAUUUACCCCCCGUUAAAAAACUAAUUAAGCUAGCGGUUCACUCUAAAUGCCAAGAGGAAAAUUGCGAUUGUUCUGGUUGGAAACGAGUAGAUUCAACGCCUCAGGUUGUUUCUUUUACUGACCCUUGUAAAUGUGAACAUUCUUUAGAGUCACAUAUUUCACAUUUAAGAACUAAAAAUGAGAAUGAUAUAAAUAAAUUGUUGGGAAUGAUGGUUGAUGUUGAAAAUGUUUACACUGCUAUGAGUCAAGAGGAGGAUACAGAUAUUAAGAAGAUUUAUGGGUAUUUAUUUAGGUUGUUAAGAAAAUGUAUAUUAUCCUUUGAAACUCCUGUAAUUGAGGGACCUUUGGGACAACCACCAUUUGAAAAGCCAUCAAUAAACAAAGCUGUAAAUAAUUUAUUAAUGUAUAAAUUUCCUCAUUUAACUCAACAAGAAUGGAAAACCAUGUGUGAAUUAGCUAAAAUAUUUUUGCAUUGUAUGAAUAAUUGGGAUUUUCCACCUCCAAAUAGUUAUAAAUUGGUUGUUAGUCAAGAAGAAGCUACAAUUUAUAAAAUAGCUCAUACAAGAUGGUUAGUUUUCUGUCAUGUUCCACUUUUUUGUGAUUCCUUCCGCCAUUAUGAUACAGCAAUGAUUUUUGGUAAAACUCUCUUUCGUGCGGUUUUCAAACAUGUAAAAAAGCAAAUUUUGGAUCAAUUUCAUGAGGAGAGAGAUUGGAUGCCUGUUGAACGAAGAGUUAUGCUUCUAACACAUUUCCCGCCAUUUUUAAAUCUUCUCGAUGAAGAGAUUUAUUCAUCAAACUCUCCAAUUUGGGAUCCUGAUUUUAAACCACCUCCUUGCAUUCCACUUCAAUCACUUCUUGAUUCAUCAAAAGCAAAAACUUCUGCAGGGCCAUCCUCAGCAACAAAAACUCGCACUGAAUUUGAAACUCCUAGUCGUGAAGUGAAAAGACGUCGGGUGGUUCAAGAUGAGCAUUUUGAGGAUUUAUCAAAAGAAACUGUGGCGGAAAUUAUAGCGACUAUUGAUGAUCCGAAAUACAUGACGGGACCGGAUAUGGUUUUUUCUGAAAAUACACCACCAAGAGAUAAAGAACCAAAACAAGAGGAGAAACAAGGAAUUAUAGAGUUACACGUUGUUGGGAAUAGUUUAACAGAACCAGUUAGUAAACAGACGAUGUUGUGGUUAAUUGGGCUUCAAAAUGUAUUUUCUUUGCAAUUACCUAGAAUGCCUAAAGAAUAUAUAAGUCAAUUAUUAUUUGAUCCAAAACAUCGAACCUUAGCAUUAAUAAGACAUAACAAACCAAUUGGAGGAAUUUGUUUUCGUCCAUUUCCUACGCAAGGUUUUACAGAAAUUGUUUUUUUAGCGAUGACAUCUAGCGAGCAAGUGAAAGGUUAUGGAACUCAUCUUAUGAAUCAUUUAAAAGAUUAUCAUAUUCGAAAGAAUAUUUUACACUUUUUAACAUUUGCUGAUCAAUUUGCAAUUGAAUAUUUUGAAAAACAGGGUUUUUCAAAAGACAUAAAAAUGGCAAGAGCAAUGUAUCAAGGAUACAUUAAAGAUUACGAGGGGGCCACUUUAAUGCAUUGCGAAUUAAAUCCCAGAAUUAUUUAUACGGAAUUCACUUCCGUUAUUAGAAAACAAAAAGAAAUUGUUAAACAGUUGAUUUAUCAACAACAGCGUACCUUAUCGAAAGUUCAUCCUGGUUUAACAUUCUUUAAAGAAGGUGUAACUUCUUUGCCAAUAGAAUCCAUACCUGGAAUACAAGAAACCGGUUGGAGGCCGACUUUAAGGACUACUAGAGGGGGUCAACUGGAAGAAUCUCAAGAUAUAGAUGUAUUGGCUGGAAUGUUGAAGACUGUGUUGAUUUCGGUUAAGAAUCAUGAAGAUUCAUGGCCAUUUAGGGAACCGGUUGAUAAAAAUGAUGUUCCAGAUUAUUAUGAUCAUAUUAAAUAUCCAAUGGACUUGAAAAAAAUGGGUGAAAGAUUAAAAGCAAGAUAUUACUCAACGAGACGUCUUUUUAUAGCAGAUAUGAUGCGAAUUUUUACCAAUUGUAAAAUAUACAAUUCCCCGGAAACUGAAUAUUACCAAUGCGCGAUUAAUUUGCAACAAUAUUUCCAAACGAAAAUGAAGGAGUUAGGAUUAUGGGAUAAGUAAAACUUUUUUUAACCUCUUUUAGACAUUAAAAAACACAAAACAUAUACAAGAAAAACCUUUAUAAUAAACAACUUUAUACACAUGUUACUGUAAUAUAUGAUAAUAAUAUAGAUAGUAAUAAUAAAAAUGACUAGUAAACUUCAAUAAUAUUAGACAACUUAAAGUUUCUUUUUUAAGAAAAAACUAUCAAAUAAACUACUAUACAAAUACAAUGUGUAUAACAGAUCUAUAAAUUACCUGCGUUGCUUUUAUUAAUUUAUACAUAAAAAGAAAACAAUAUUCAAAAAGCGAGUUUAAAAGAAGAAACUCGAAAAACAUCUAAUAAAUUUCACUACCCUGUUUUUUUUGUUUACAUUAAUAAUUUUUGAAUAAUUCAUGAAUUAAUAUAAUAAUUAAUUUAAUAAUAAACAACACGUUUUAUUUUUAAGUAGCAGCAAAAAUGUAAUGUACUUUUUUGGUUAAUCAUGAUAAAAAGUAAGGGUUAUAUAUAAAUAGAGAGGAGGCUUACAUAGAAAAAACCUAAUCUAAUGGGUUAUACUAAUGUUAAAAAAAUUGUUAAUUUCAAUUCCCAUUAGAUAUUUUUACUUUUUAAUUAUCUCAAGUACUAUCACGUAAUAAGAAUAUUUUGAAAAUACUACCAAGAUUCACAAUACUUAUUAAUAAUUAUGUUUCAUUUUGUAUCAUCACUAAUAUUAAGUCGGUACUCCAAAAAAUUGAGCACCAAAACACAAAAAAAAAGAAAAAAAAGAUACAAAAAGAUACUAUAAAAAAACCUAUAACAAUCAUCGUGCUUUAUUUCUUCUUGCAAAGUUAACUUUUUAACGCGUUUUUUACAAAAAGAUCUACAAAAGCUUCUUGUUACUAUGAAUAUUUAUUUCUUUCAAAAAGCUACUCUAAUCGACGAGAAUCUCCGUGUUUUUCCUAUAAUUAUAAUAACUUUUUAAGUG